AUGUAUGAAGUCAAUUUUUUUUUUCUGUUCUAGAAACCAAAUGUUGGCGACCUCAUAGAGAUCUUUCGUCCAGGGUAUCAACACUGGGCAAUAUAUGUUGGAGAUGGCUAUGUCAUUCAUCUUGCACCACCCUCUGAGGUGGCGUGUGCUGGAGUCAACAGUGUGAUGUCAGUGUUGAGUGAUUAUGCUGUGGUGAAGAAGGAGGAGCUCUGGGUCGUAGUUGGGAACGAUAAAUUCAAAGUGAACAACCUUUUGGAUAAUAAGUACAAGCCUCGUGAUAUUGCUCUGAUUGUCAAAGAGGCUCACAGUCUUGUUGGUUCAACACAGCCUUAUUGCCUCUUUAGCCAAAACUGUGAGCACUUUGUCACAGGUUUAAGAUAUGGAAAGCCACACUCACGCCAGGUCCAACAAACUACAAUUGCUGUGGGUGUAGGAGUAUUAGGAGGAUUAGGAGUGUUAGGUCUUGUAGCAGGAAUAACAGCAUUUAUGUCCAAUUCAAAAAAAGAGAGAAAUGACAAAUACUGA
This is a messenger RNA of Trichomycterus rosablanca, 525 nucleotides long. RefSeq names its product phospholipase A and acyltransferase 3-like. Gene Ontology annotation, molecular function: A2-type glycerophospholipase activity; glycerophospholipid phospholipase A1 activity. The transcript has 3 exons. Gene Ontology annotation, biological process: N-acylphosphatidylethanolamine metabolic process. The record is from RefSeq and is a predicted model, not a curated record. Gene Ontology annotation, cellular component: cytoplasm. NCBI's taxonomy places the organism in Eukaryota, Metazoa, Chordata, Actinopteri, Siluriformes, Trichomycteridae.